Syngnathoides biaculeatus (alligator pipefish) is the source of this 4355-nucleotide messenger RNA. Its product is annotated as melanoma receptor tyrosine-protein kinase-like. NCBI's taxonomy places the organism in Eukaryota, Metazoa, Chordata, Actinopteri, Syngnathiformes, Syngnathidae. The record is from RefSeq and is a predicted model, not a curated record. The transcript is spliced from 27 exons. Gene Ontology annotation, cellular component: basal plasma membrane; signaling receptor complex. Gene Ontology annotation, molecular function: epidermal growth factor receptor activity; ATP binding; epidermal growth factor binding. Gene Ontology annotation, biological process: cell differentiation; positive regulation of kinase activity; negative regulation of apoptotic process. Bases 598 to 4341 code for a protein of 1247 amino acids.
GGGCGACCCUGACUCAGAGGAGCGCAAGAUGAGCGGCGGCGCGCCGGACUUUCUUCCUCGUCCUUUUGGCUUUUCUUCUCGCCUUUUUCUUCUUCUUCUCGUGUGGCUGUCGGACGCCCGCUGCACCCGAACCGACAGGAGAGGUACGUCGAGCCGCUCCGCCGUCCGCACGCGAGGUGACGACGUCCCAAGCGAGACAUUUGAGAAUAUGAGAAAAGCCGCCGGUCGUCACGCCGUCCGAUUGGGUUCGGGUUCAAAACUUUGAUCGCAAAAGAUCAUCGGCGACUUUCCCCCGAUCCGAAGUCGACAGAGGCGAACUUGAGGAAGGGACGCUCUCGUCUCUAAAUGUGUGUUCAUGUGAGACUCUCCAGUAACGACCCGGACGACCUCGCGUCGCUUUGUUUGUUUUGAUGUUUGCCUCGUGCGUGCGUGGGGUUCCAGGGGCACGGUAACCGCGGCAACACAUCCAAAGUAUCAUUUGGUGGCGCGCAGGUGCGUCAACACUUAGUAGGAAUUUUGGGCUCGGGAAUUCCGGGAAUGCGUCGUCGGGAUUAAACCUGUUUGAGUCCGCGGCGAGGUCAUGAUGUCAACGCUGAAAUGAAAGGUUACACAAGGUCACGCAGGAAGUUGGACGCCAACGCCAAGAAGGCGGCAAAAUGGCCACAACGGAAAAAAACAAAUGGCCGAAGCCGAACACGUCCCGCCCCGGGCCCAUCGGCAAACGUCGCCAUUUUUACGGUCCAAUUCCUGGAUGCGGCCUUGCGCCGUAGCCGCUUUGUUGCCGGCGGAAGCCAUCGCGGCAGCGGCGUUGGAGAAGUGAAACUGCGCAGUCGCCAUAUUUUGUGUCAGGGGAUGAGCAACCAGCUGACGUUGUUGGGCACCCGCGAGAAUCACUACGACAACAUGGUCCGGAUGUACAGCAACUGCUCGGUGGUUGUGGACAACCUGGAGGUGACGUACACUCUGGAGCACCAGAACCUCUCCUUUCUGGAGUCCAUCCAGGAAGUGGGCGGCUACGUGCUGGUGGCCAUGAACGGGGCCCGCAGCGUCCCGCUCGGCAACCUGAAGCUGAUCCGAGGUCAGAACCUGUACGAGGGCAAGUACGCCCUGCUGGUCAUGUCCAACUACAUGCGCAACCACUCGGCGGCCGCGCUCAACUACACGGGCGGACUCAGACAGCUGCGGCUCAGCAACUUGACCGAGAUUCUUCGAGGAGGAGUGAAGGUGACGCGGAACCCUCUGCUGUGCAACGUGGACUCCAUCCAGUGGUGGGACAUCGUGGACAAAAGCAGCCAGCCCGCCGUGCUCUUGGCGACGGACGACUUCGCGGGCAAAUGCGAGCCCUGCCACCCGGCGUGCGUCAACGGCUCGUGCUGGGCGGCCGGACCCCAACAAUGCCAGAAAUUCACCAAGCGGUCCUGCGCCCAGCAGUGCAGUCGGCGGUGCCGCGGCCCCGAACCCGCCGACUGCUGCAACGAGCACUGCGCGGCGGGCUGCACCGGCCCGCGCGCCACCGACUGCCUGGCGUGCCGGCUGUUCAACGACGACGGCACCUGCAAAGACGCUUGUCCUCCCGAGAAGCUCUACGACCUCAAGACCCAUCAAGUCAUCAGCAACCCCAACGCCAAGUUCACCUACGGGGCCACCUGCGUCAAGGCCUGUCCACGCAACUACGUGGUGACGGGCGGCUCGUGCGUGCGCACCUGCGGCGCCGGCACCUUCGAGGUGGACGACGGCGGCGUGCAGCGAUGUCGAACCUGCGACGGCGCCUGUCCCAAAGCCUGCGACGGCGUGGGCGUGGGCGCGCUGGUCAACACCAUCGCCGUCAACGCCUCCAACAUCGAGUCCUUCCAGAACUGCACCAAGAUCAACGGCGACAUCUUCUUCAUCGAGACCUCCUUCACCGGAGACGCACACUACAAGAUCCCGCCCAUGGACCCGGCCAAGCUGGAAUACUUCCGAACUGUCAAGGAAAUCACAGGGUUCCUGCUGAUCCAGGCGUGGCCCGAGAACCUGACGUCGCUCUCCGUCUUCGAGAACCUGGAAAUCAUCCGCGGGAGGACCACGCGAGCGCAACACAGCCUGGCCGUGGUUCGGGUCCCCCACCUCCGCUGGCUGGGCCUGCGUUCCCUGAAGGAAGUCAGCGCCGGCCGAGUGACCCUCAAGGACAACCCGCGGCUCUGCUACACCCGCAACGAGCAGUGGACUCGCCUCUUCCGGUCGUCCGACCAGACCGUCACCCUGAGAAACUUGGCCCCCCUGCAACUCUGCCAAGAGCAGAACCGCACCUGCGACCCUCAGUGCUCCUCCGCGGGCUGCUGGGGGCCCGGGCCCGCCAUGUGCGCUUCCUGCCGACACUUUGAGCGUAGGGGCCGCUGCGUAGCCUCGUGCAACCUGCUGGACGGGGAGCCCAGGGAGGUGGCGGUCCAGGGCAGCUGCGCGGAAUGCCACCCCGAGUGUUUGCCCACCAACGGGACGCCCACCUGUCACGGCGAGGGUCCCGACCGGUGUUCCCGCUGUGCCCGCGUCCAAGACGGCCCUCACUGCGUGCCGCGCUGCCCUCACGGCGUGAUGGGGGACGGCGGCGCCGCCGUCUGGAAAUACGCCGACGGCGAAGGCCUCUGCCAGCCGUGCCACCGCAACUGCACCGAGGGGUGCACCGGGCCAGGAAUGUCGGGAUGCUCCGGCGCCGUCGGGCACUCCACGCUCGCGGCGGGGGCCGUCAGCGGGCUCCUGCUCGUCGUCGUUCUGGCGUUGGUGGUCUUCGUGCUGCUUCGGCGACGGCACGUCAAGAGGAAGAGGACCGUGCGCCGCCUCCUGCAGGAGAGGGAGCUGGUGGAGCCGCUGACCCCCAGCGGCGAGGCCCCCAACCAGGCCCUCCUGAGGAUGUUGAAGGAGACGGAGCUGAAGAAGAUCCGAGUCUUGGGCUCCGGAGCCUUUGGGACCGUCUUCAAAGGUCUGUGGAUUCCCGACGGCGAGGACGUGAAGAUCCCGGUGGCCGUCAAAGUCCUCCGGGGGGCAACGUCGCCUAAAGCCAACAAGGAAAUCCUGGACGAGGCGUACGUGAUGGCGAGCGUGGACCACCCCCACGUGUGUCGUCUGCUGGGAAUCUGCCUCACGUCGUCGGUGCAGCUGGUGACGCAGCUGAUGGCCUUCGGCUGCCUGCUGGACUACGUGCGGCAGCACCGGGAGCGGGUGGGCGCUCAGUGGCUGCUCAACUGGUGCGUCCAGAUCGCCAAGGGGAUGAGCUACCUGGAAGAGCGCCACCUGGUGCAUCGAGACCUGGCGGCCAGGAACGUGCUGGUGAAAACGCCCAAUCACGUCAAGAUCACGGACUUCGGCCUCGCCAAGCUUCUGACGGCCGACGAGAAGGAAUACCACGCGGACGGGGGAAAGGUCCCCAUCAAGUGGAUGGCGUUGGAGUCCAUCCUUCAGUGGACGUACACGCACCAGAGCGACGUUUGGAGUUACGGCGUGACCGUGUGGGAGCUGAUGACGUUCGGGGCCAAACCGUACGACGGGAUCCCCGCCGGCGAGGUGGCGUCGCUUCUGGAGCGUGGCGAGCGCCUGCCGCAGCCGCCCGUCUGCACCAUCGACGUGUACAUGCUGAUGGUCAAGUGUUGGAUGAUCGACCCUUCCAGCCGGCCCAGCUUCCGGGAACUGGUCGUGGAGUUUUCCAAGAUGGCGCGGGACCCCAGCAGGUACCUGGUCCUGCAGUGUGACCCGCCCAGCCCGUCCGACAGCAGGUUCUUCUCGCGGCUGCUCAGCUCGGACGACGCCGACGACACGGUGGAUGCCGAGGAAUACCUGCUGCCCUACGGGAGCUCCGCUAACCACGGAGACCGACCCUGCCGCGCCACGGUACGGACUUUUGUCCCGGUGCGGCGCCGCCGGCGGGCACUCACCGCUCCCGUGCGUCCGCAGGCUCAUCCCGUGCGGGCCGACGGCGUCGCCAUGCGGUACAUCAGCGACCCCACCGGCAACCCGCUCGACGCGGACCCCCUCGCCGGACACGAGUACAUGAACCAGGCUGAGGGCGGGACGAGUAGCCGGCGUUCAGACUUCCACAAUCCCAACUACGAGGACUCGAGUCCGUUUUGGGACGCCGCCUCGCCGCCUUCCCGGCGGGAGGACGGGAAGGCCGGGCCUCGAGUCCAAGAGGGACCCGAAUACUUGAACACCGCCCAAAACUCGCUGCCCCGAGCCGCUAGCCUGGACAACCCCGACUACCAGGCCGACUUCCUGCCUCGGCCGGCGGCCGCCGAUGCUCUGUUCCUCCCCGCCGCCCAGAACCACGAGUAUCUGGGCCUGCCUGACGCAAUGCAGACCUCCACCUGCUAGGGGGUGCUGCAUCU